UGGAUGCGCUGGGUCCGCGGGCCGGGUGGGAAGGAGGCCGAGCAGGCCGAGCAGCUUCAGCUGUGUGCGAGCAGCUCGGACAGGCUCGUGCCCCGCGCUGGCCGCUUCCUGAGCCUCCCCCGGAGUCGGGGAGGGCGUCCCCAAGUGCAGCCGGCUGCUGCUGGCGCCCAGCGUGCCGAGUUCUAGCAUUUAUUCACCUGUUUCCUUUUGCAAACAUUGGACUGUCAGAGUCGGGGAGGCCCCGGAGGGUCAGCACGCCGCCAUCACUCUGCUGAAGUGGUGGUCUGUGGUGACACCACCCCUAGACCCGGAAUUCUGUGAUUUUGGGCCUGAAACAGAGAAUACGUUUCUUGAAAAAUGGAUGAGGAGCCCGAGAGAACGAAGCGAUGGGAAGGCGGCUACGAGAGGACGUGGGAGAUUCUUAAAGAAGAUGAGUCGGGAUCCCUGAAAGCCACGAUAGAGGACAUUCUCUUUAAGGCAAAGAGAAAAAGAGUGUUUGAACACCAUGGACAAGUUCGUCUGGGAAUGAUGCGCCACCUGUAUGUGGUGGUAGAUGGAUCGAGAACCAUGGAAGACCAAGACCUAAAGCCCAACAGACUGACGUGUACUUUAAAGUUACUAGAAUACUUCGUGGAAGAAUAUUUUGAUCAAAAUCCUAUUAGUCAGAUUGGAAUCAUCAUUACCAAGAGUAAAAGAGCUGAGAAACUGACCGAACUCUCAGGAAACCCAAGGAAACAUAUCACGUCUUUGAAGAAAGCUGUAGAUAUGACCUGCCACGGAGAACCGUCUCUUUAUAAUUCCUUGAGUAUGGCCAUGCAAACGCUAAAGCACAUGCCCGGGCACACAAGUCGAGAAGUCCUGAUCAUCUUCAGCAGCCUGACAACUUGCGACCCAUCCAACAUCUAUGAUUUGAUCAAGAGCCUCAAGGCAGCAAAGAUCAGGGUGUCUGUUAUCGGGUUGUCUGCAGAGGUGCGGGUGUGCACGGUCCUUGCUCGGGAAACGGGGGGCACAUACCACGUCAUUUUAGACGAAAGUCAUUACAAAGAAUUGCUGACCCAUCACGUCAGCCCGCCCCCUGCCAGUUCAAGCUCCGAGUGCUCACUCAUUCGGAUGGGAUUUCCCCAGCACACCAUUGCUUCCAUGUCUGAUCAAGACGCAAAACCCUCUUUCAGCAUGGCGCAUUUGGACAGCAGCUCUGAGCCAGGGCUCACAUUAGGAGGCUAUUUCUGUCCCCAGUGUCGGGCCAAGUACUCCGAGCUUCCUGUGGAAUGCAAAAUCUGCGGCCUCACGCUGGUGUCUGCUCCCCACUUGGCACGGUCUUACCAUCAUCUCUUCCCUUUGGAUCCUUUCCAAGAAAUACCGCUAGAAGAACACAAAGGAGAAAGAUUUUGCUAUGGAUGUCAAGGGGAAUUGAAAGACCAGCAUGUGUACGCGUGCUCCGCGUGCCGGAGCGUCUUCUGCGUGGACUGUGAUGUUUUUGCCCACGACACGCUGCACUGCUGUCCUGGCUGUAUUCAUAAAGUGCCGACUCCUUCAGGACCGGACUCCAGCCUGUAGUGUACGGUGUGUGUCAGAACAGAACAUAUUCAUGUGUAAAUGAAUCCUCAGAAGAAGCUUCAGCGAAGACACAAGGAAUAAAGCCAGAAGAAAUCUCCCCGAGAAACUCUUUGCUAAGAAAAUAUAAUAUUUUAUUAAAUUUUUUUAUUUGUCACCA
Messenger RNA from Ochotona curzoniae (black-lipped pika), 1714 nucleotides. RefSeq names its product general transcription factor IIH subunit 2. The coding region runs from base 358 to 1557 and encodes 399 amino acids. Lineage: Eukaryota; Metazoa; Chordata; Mammalia; Lagomorpha; Ochotonidae. Gene Ontology annotation, biological process: regulation of transcription by RNA polymerase II; nucleotide-excision repair; DNA-templated transcription. The transcript has 16 exons. The record is from RefSeq and is a predicted model, not a curated record. Gene Ontology annotation, cellular component: transcription factor TFIIH core complex; transcription factor TFIIH holo complex. Gene Ontology annotation, molecular function: zinc ion binding.